AUUUUAUCGCCUACAUGAACACAUCUUAUGGAAUUGAUAGCCAGCCCGUGGUUAUUUCAAGUUUAUUGUAAUUUUAUCGGAAAUAUUACCAUUAUUUUAGUGUCUUACGUGUAAAUGUGAUGUGAGAAAGCGUACAUAGAGUUGCUAUAAUGUCCAAUAGCUCACUCGAGGAGAGGGUGAAAGGUUUACAAGAACGCAAUAGAAAUGGGGGUGCCUUCCACAGUCCAGUUGGACUUGGGGCUCCCAGACUUGGCAGUGGAAGGAAGCCAAGACCACUUAUGAUCAACAGUGAUAUGUCAGGGUUCCCCUCGAGAUCCCCUCAUGCUGCAGAACAAGAGAGAAGGUUUCGGGAAGUCUACAAGGUCAGUGGCAAGCUCAAUGUGGGCGGGGUGGAGUACCGCUCGCACAUCGACGACCUGCAGCUGCUGGGAGACCUCGGCUCUGGCACCUGCGGCCAGGUCGUCAAGAUGCUGCACAAGCCCUCUGGAGCUGUCAUUGCUGUCAAGCAAAUGCGUCGGUCCGGCAACUCCGAAGAGACCAAGCGCAUCCUCAUGGACCUCGACGUGGUGGUCUGUUCCCACGACUGCCCCUACAUCGUGCGGUGUUUCGGCUGCUUCGUCACCGAGGCCGAUGUCUGGAUCUGCAUGGAGCUCAUGGCUUCGUGCUUCGAUAAGUUGUUGAAGAGGCUCGGAGCGCCCAUCCCGGAGGCCAUAUUGGGGAAGGUUACUGUUGCUACGGUGAACGCCCUAUCCUACCUCAAAGACAUGCACGGCGUGAUCCACCGCGACGUAAAGCCGUCAAACAUCCUGUUGGACGAGCGCGGGAACGUCAAGCUGUGCGACUUCGGCAUCAGCGGCCGUCUGGUGGACUCCAAGGCCAAGACUAGAGGCGCCGGGUGUGCGGCGUAUAUGGCUCCGGAGCGCAUAGAGCCGCCGGACCCUACAAAACCAGUAUACGACAUCCGCGCGGACGUGUGGUCGCUGGGCAUCUCGCUGGUGGAGCUGGCCACGGCCGUGCUGCCCUACAAGAACUGCACCAACGACUUCGAGGUGCUCACCAGGGUAUUAAAAGAGGACCCACCUCGGUUACCAGAAGACAGAAAUUUCACCCCCGAGUUCAAAUCAUUUGUAUCACAGUGCCUGACAAAAGACGUGGAACACCGGCCCAAGUACGCUCAACUCCUCGCUCACCCAUUCGUCGUAAAGUCAGCCCUAAGUCGAGUGUCAGUCGGCGACUGGUACGCGUCGCUACCGCUCAGCCACGGCACGCCAACCAAGGCUGCGUAUGUACCGAGGAUGGGCGCGCACAGUGGGAGUGGAGCCAGCAAUGGAUCGGACACGUCGCCGGUGUAUGUGACUAGUGCGCAGCGGUGGAUAGAUCAAGUUACGCCGCAGCCGCAGAGAGCGGUGUGGGCGACGAACAUGAAUGCCUCCCACUUAGGCGGCGGCAGCUCGCAGCCGCGCAGCCUCGAGGCGGACCUGGCGCCGCCCUCGCCCUCGCCGCCUAGAAGAACGCUGGAGUGCGCGUCGCCGCCGCCGCCGCCCGUGCGCCGCGUGUCCAUGGAGACCCGGUGGCGCCCCUCGCCUGUCACGUCCGGCAACACAUCCCCAAUCGUCCUACAGCGGUUCUACCAUCAGAAGCAGCAAGUCACGAGACGCUCGCGCGUGGACCAGCACGCCACGCCGCGACACCGCAGUCUAAGCCGGGAACAUAGCACAGGCCGCUCGCCCGAGCCGCCGCCGCGGCUCAACCGACAACACCACAUGUUGGGGCAUGAGGCGAACGGCAGCGCAGACUGCGACCAGCCUCCACCACUACACGAGCGGCUCCACGCGCACCCGCCCUCGCCGCUGCUGCUCAGCCACAGGCUAGAAGCGCGGCUUGGCUCCGAAGGCCGCAGCCAGAGCCUGACCAGGGCUGAACUACGCAACGGCUACCGAGCCGAGUUGCCCGCGCCCGCGCCGCCGCCCGCGCGGCAUCGCCACGACGAGCCCAGCUGGCUGCACUCGCUGGCGGGGCUGGUCAAGCGCCGGCUCAGCGGGUACGUCAAGUGGCAACAUGUUGCAGGGUCCCCGCAGCACAGGACUGCGCACAGGUGCGUUCACCCCACGUUUACGUUACUGGUCAGCCGCUGGAACGCCGAGUCAGUCUCCAUGCCCGCCUCGCCCCUCCCCCCGCGCGCACCCCCGCCGCGCCCCGCCGACUAGCGCCGCCCCCGCGUGACCUCGUCUCUGGCCGUCUAUCUACAUAGCUACCAUCAUAGGAGGUUGAUAAGCUACUAUGCUGACAGGAUUGGUGACCUACAAGCUAGUGAAUAGGGUGACAAUGGUUUUGAGAUGUAAGCUAGAGUUAUAACGUCUACACGCCUACUCGUACUAUCAUAAGAGGUUAAUAGCCUAUGGUGACAGGAUUGGUGACCUACAAGCUAGUGAAUAGGGGUGGCCAUGUUGUAAGCUAGAAUUAGGACGUCUGUGCCUCUAAUAUCAUAAGAGGUUUCUGGCGUAAUACGUUGCUAGGAUUCAAAACCUUGAUGCCGGUGGAUAGCGGUGGAAAUGCUUUGGAACUGUAAGCUAAAGUUAGAACGUUUGCGCAUCUAUUUAAUAUCAUAAGCGACUGCUGGCCUCCUACGUUGAUAGGAUUCUCGAUCUUGAAGCUAGGGGAUAGGGGUAGAAUUGCUUUGAAGCUUUAAGGUACAAGGUUUUGCCUACAUACGUACCACCACAAGCGACUGCCAACAGGAUUGGCGACCUUGAAGCUAGUGGAUAGGGGUUGAAAUGCUUUGGAGUUGCAAGGUAGCUAGGACGUUACAUUUGAAGUUGCAUGUUUGUUGCGCGGUUUUAGACCUUGACACGAGUGGGUUAAAGUUCAAAUUCCAUGCUCGUUUUAUAUCCUCUGUGGAGGCGGUUGUCGACUCGAGAUUUUUGUAAGCUAAUAGCAAUUAACGUCGGAAAAUAUACCUAAGUGGCUUGUAGGUGACAAACCAUGCAUAGUCUAACGCGUGUGAUAGCCUGAAUGUAUUGCUUUAGGGUCUAAGGAGCUCAAGAAAAAAACAGAAUUUAGCAAGUUAGAACCCAUUUAUGGUCACCCUAUGGUACUUAGCCUUUAUGCUAAGGAAGUAAUUAUGGACCUUAAAUUAAUCGGAUUAAGUGGAGACUUGCUUGCGCGUGAUUAGAGUUGUAACUUUUUUUAUGGUGGGUGCGAUGUGUUGUAGGAGUAGGUAGUAAUUAUUAAAUGCUAAUACAUAAUUAGUAACAGAAUGAUCUUAACUUAAACAAUCAUUAUAAUACGGUCAAACCAUACUAUAAAGCCGGAGCGUCUCUCUCACAUAAAGCUGCGUACAGACCGGCCCAACGAACGCCCAACGAACGUCCAACGAUGGAUAUUUAUCAUACAUAAUACAGGGCAGAUUGCAGUAACGCAGGUCAACGAAACCCGUUCGUUGGCGUUCGUUUGGCCGGUCUGUACGCAGCUUAAGACAUGGAGGGUUAUUCCAUCCAUGGCACGAGUUCGCUCACAUCAGGGUACCUUACUGUUAAACCUACUGUCCUCAUGUCACCAACAUACAUUUAGGGCUGAUUUUUCAAUGGUCAGAUAAGUGUUAUCUGAAGAAUAAAAUUGUUGCUGCUACUGUCUAAUACAAACAUUCAGAUAUGACAAAUCAGCCCUUAGAAAAAGAUACUUCGUAAAGAUUGAAUAGAUAUUUGUAAGAGUUCAUGCUUUAUAAAGUGAGCGCUUCGCUAGUCUAGGUUAAUCAAAUGUAAUGUAAACAAUGUAAACACAACACCCAAGUUGUAUGGUAUCUAAAGGUAAGCGUCCACCUAUCGGUAUCUUGCGUAUCGGACCAAACGGAUUUUCAUAAAUGUAUGGAGAAACGACGUCGGCUAUGCCGAUGAGGUGGUCGCACUUGUGUGAGCUUCUAUAAGUACAAAGAAUACUGAAUGCGAUGCGACCGUUGCCGAGAGGUGAACUUACCAUUAUAUGACACCCGAAAUGAGUCAUUCGCGUUUUUAAGUUUCAUCGAAUACGUAUAUGCAGCAGUAGGUGUAUGAAGAAAGUUAUUUUUGUUAUCGAUGCUUCAUCCUAGAAAGCAGUUACCUACCAUAAACAUAUUUUAAAAUUUAUAUUCAUUGCCCGUCAAUCGUCAGACUAAGGUGAACAUAUUAUCUAUAAUUUAAUAUUAACACAAACGUAUUAAGUAUAUAAGAAUUAUAGUGCAAAAAUGUACAUAGUCUCUGUACCAUAUAAUUAAACUAUUGUUAAUGCAGCAUAUUAUACUUAAAUCGCAUAUGUGUUUUGUGUAUAAAUGAAAUUAGUUUUGUUAGGUAUAAGUGCAGAUAAAUUAUUUAACUUCAAUUUAAAGUAACUUAUAAGUCGCUUUACGCGUGGUUUUUUCAUCUCAUACUUUUUAACUUUGCUGGCUGGAAUAGUUAUAGGAAUUUAUAGAAAACACUAGAACAAAACAAGGUCAUAUUGUAAACCUGAAUAUUUCUGUACUUUGUAAUGUAAUGGUACAGUCUGGGUCACAUAAAACCGACUUCUCAGAGUGGCAAUGCUACCUGAGUGAGGUCAGGUGUUACCCAUAAUAUGCUAUACAUUGAUAAUUAAGGUCCACACCCUACAAACGGUUCAGCCACCAAAGUUAAAAAAAUAUGUAAGUAUUUCUUUAUUUUCACAAUACAAUCUCAAUAUUCUAAAAUAUAUAUGGCACAAAUAUUAAAAUUUCGACUGACUUUGAAUUUAAAGGCACUGUAAAUAGUAGGUGCAAUAAAAAAAACAAAUGCACUGAGAGCCAAAAUAAAGUAUUACGUAUUAAGUAGAACUGUGACUGCGAAUAAUGAUAUACGGCCUGCUAGAAUAUUUCGUGAGAGUGAUAUUAAUGUUGUAGUAUUCUCCACUACAGUUGUCGAAAUAUAAUAGGCCCGUUUGGGCAGCUACACAAAUUUGCUAUUUACUCUCGAUUUACUUGAUGAAAUACAUAAAGACACAUAAUCUGGCUUAUUAUUUAACGGCCGAAAGAAAAAAGAACUUAUGGCAUCAAAAGUUACGUACUGUGCUACCAUAAAAAAACUUUAAACACUGUUUAACAUGUGUUUAAAACGAAAAUUUACAGAUUUUGUAGGCGUUUGACAGCGGUAAACACCGGUUUUUGUGGUAAGUCCCUUAUUGCUUAGAUUUUAAAUGAUUUAGGUUUGACACCAGAGCUGUCAUUCCAUACAUUUUGGAGCUGUCUAAACGGGCCCCUUAUAUUUCGACGACUGUAAACAUUAUUUUUCACCAGAAAGAAGAUAUUUUCUUAUGACAGGAGUACAUAAUUUUACCAUCCAAACCACAAUCUCCAAUGCAACUGCAAUGCCUUAAACUUCAGGUAUUUUGGCAUAAUAUUUGUGUUUUUUUAACUUCUGGAAUUUUAUAUUUUGACAUUGAAAUAAUUAUUAUAGUAUUAAAUUUACAGUGUGUACUAUUGCAGAACUAUAAGACGAGAAAUAAUAGUAGCCGAAUUGAACAGAUUGUUAUAGUUAAAAACUGUAUUAUCUUAAACAAAUAAGUUUAUAAAGUCAGUAGGUAGGUAUUAUAUUUCUGUAACUGAAUCUUCUUAGGAUAAAAUAUAAUGUUUCAAACGAAAGGGAAUGAACAAUGAUUGUCCUGUGAAAUUCGGUCAUUCGUUUUUCCUUCGACUUAAAAUACUAAGCUUUUAAUUAGAAGCAAAAUAACGAAAAAGGGUUUCUGAUAAUUAUGUGUUCGGAUAUAUGUAACAUGUAGAUUAUUAUCCUUUGAAGAUUCAGCACAAGAAUUAUAAAUUUCUGUAAUAAUAUUAUACAUACAGUAGGGUUUAAACAAAUGCUUAUGAAAUUAGCUCUAGGAAACAUGUACAUACAAUAUACAAUACAGUGAAAUGUAUUUUUUCUGUUUGACCAAAUAAGUAGUUUUUUUAUACGAAAUGUAAACACGCUUACUGGACAUUUGACCUUAAAUGUAGUCACAUCGUAGGUAAUAUUUAGUUCCACCUGUAUUUCGUGCUUAAUGGCAUUUUUCCAAAUUAUUUUGUGUGUUACAAAUUUCUAAUAAUUACCUACAGUGAGUGACCUAUCAUCAUCUUGAAUGUAUUUUGAGUCUAACGAAAUAAAGAUUAAUUAAGAACAGUCAAAAGUGUCUACUCUGGGUCAGUCCCACACUGUACAAAUACCUGGAAACUUAUUUAAUAUUCUUUUAUAGCAAAUUAUUACGUAUGCCAAAUAAAAUGAGAAAAAUGUACAAUUACUUUACUGAUGACAUUAUUAAAUCUGUUUCAGAUAUUGAUUUUAUAGUUUAAAUGAAUAUAAAUAAAUCAUUUACAUACAUA
Plutella xylostella (diamondback moth) is the source of this 6340-nucleotide messenger RNA. Lineage: Eukaryota; Metazoa; Arthropoda; Insecta; Lepidoptera; Plutellidae. The record is from RefSeq and is a predicted model, not a curated record.